AUGGAGAGUUCUGAUUUUGGAUUUGGCUAUGAUAACAGCUUUCCAAUUUUGUCUGAUAAAAGUUCAAUGGAUAUUUACCUAAAGGUGAGCUAUUGAAUGGUUGAAUGCGUGCGGGAUCAUUUUUCCUCAAUCAUUGGAAAAACUUACUGUUUAGAAUAACAAUUUGGAAGCUCAAACACACGAAAGAAAUACGUAUGAUGAUGAUUAUACGAGUUCAUCUGGGAAUAAUCAAGAGUUCAAAAUGGAGGUGGAUUAUCCAGACAACUUGUUCAAACAAGGCAACACUUGUUUUCCUCAAAAUCAAUAUGUAAAUGAAUUUCAUAUGGAAUCUACUCACAAUUAUACCAACGGACCAUCAGGUAGAAAAACAACAGAUGUCAUUUUGAUCUCAUCAAUGAGAAUUUACAGAUCUGACCGAUCAAUAUGAAUCAUAUUCAACAAAAAUCGAACAAAAAACUGGCAAGGAAAUGUCACCAAAUUCUGAACUUUCGAUGUUUCAACCCAAAAUUAAACCAAGAAGCUACAAAAAACGAUCUGAAUCAGAAAAGGUAAAUUUUUCAAAAAAUUCAAAAAACACAGCUUUUUCAAAUAAAUCUACCAAGUUUUCAGAAAAAUCCGACUUAUAUAUUGAAGCGUGAGAAGAACAAUGAUGCUGUCAGACAAUGUCGAGCAAAGGCAAAAGUCAGACAACAACAAGCUGAUAAAAACACGGAGAGAUUGAAACAGAGAGUUGUUGAGUUAGAAGAACUCUUGAAGCGAAAUGAAAGUGAAACUCGUGUUUGGGAUUAUCAAGCUACAACUUCACAAAACUCGUAUCAUGUUUGGGAGAGACAAUUUUAG
Caenorhabditis angaria is the source of this 840-nucleotide messenger RNA. The record is from the annotation of a GenBank genome assembly. Lineage: Eukaryota; Metazoa; Nematoda; Chromadorea; Rhabditida; Rhabditidae.